Molecule: messenger RNA, 4897 nt
Organism: Lepisosteus oculatus (spotted gar)
Lineage: Eukaryota; Metazoa; Chordata; Actinopteri; Semionotiformes; Lepisosteidae
Product: ubiquitin thioesterase ZRANB1
Biological process (GO): cell migration; protein K33-linked deubiquitination; positive regulation of Wnt signaling pathway
Cellular component (GO): cytoplasm; nucleus
Molecular function (GO): cysteine-type deubiquitinase activity; K63-linked polyubiquitin modification-dependent protein binding
Source: RefSeq, a predicted model, not a curated record
AGGUUUAUUUUGGCUUCUCUAGUCUCCCACUCGGCGCCAUUAGAGAUGUGGGUAGUAUGGAGAACGGGGAUUAAAAUGAUUUAAUACCUGGGAAGAAGACAGGAAAAACGGCUUUUUUCCCCGUACAAGAGGGUCUUGCCGUCAGGUAAAGGUGUCCCGGAAGAGAAACGGAAACAUGUAAUUAAAGAAGGGAGUCGAAAUAAACGAAAGGAGUGAAAACAGGGAUUGGAAAAGCCAGAGCGGAGGACGGGGGGGACUGGGCUGCUCCGAGCAGGGUUUGUGGUGUUUGUGCACCAGAGAGGAGGAUAAACGCAGGAAAAGCUUGCUUCCUGACCUUGGGGGCAGCAACAUAUUGUGCGAGAGGGACUGAUCAACAAUGACGGAGCUGGGCAUAAAGUGGGCUUGUGAGUACUGCACGUAUGAAAACUGGCCGUCGGCGAUCAAAUGCACCAUGUGCCGUGCACACAGACCCAGUGGCACCAUCAUCACUGAGGACCCCUUCAAAAGCAGCUCUAGUCUGGAAAGCAGCCGGGAGUGGGACCCAUCCAGCACUGAGGGGGGCAGCAGCCUCCUAAUCUGUCCAGACUCUAGCGCUAGGCCCAGGGUUAAGACUGCCAACGCCACAGAGAGCACCAGCAAAUGGUCAUGUCACAUGUGCACCUACCUAAACUGGCCCCGUGCAAUAAGAUGCACUCAGUGCUUGUGCCAGCGUCAGCGGACGCGCAGCCCGACUGAGUCACCCCAGUCCUCGGGCUCGGGCUGCCGGCCCGCCCCUCCUCCAGUGGACCCGUGUGAGGAGUACAAUGACCGGAACAAGCUGAACACCAGGACUCAGCACUGGACUUGCACUGCUUGCACCUACGAAAACUGGCCCAAGACCAGGAAGUGUGUUGUGUGUGACCACCCCAAACCUAACAACAUAGAAGCAAUAGAGCUAGCGGAGUCCGAGGACCCUUCCUCCAUCAUUAACGAGCAGGACCGUGCUCGGUGGAGGAGCAGCUGCAGUGGUGGUCAGAGGAGGUCACCCCCCACGUCCAAGAGGGAUUUGGAGGUUAAAAUGGAUUUUCAGCGGAUCGAACUGGCUGCUGGUGCUGUCGGGAGCAAAGAGGAGCUCGAGGUUGACUUUAAAAAGUUAAAGCAGAUCAAAAACAGAAUGAGGAAAACGGACUGGCUGUUCCUCAAUGCCUGUGCAGGUGUUGUGGAAGGGGACCUGGCAGCAGUGGAAGCCUACAAGUCUUCAGGAGGGGACAUUGCACGGCAGCUCACAGCUGAUGAAGUGCGUCUCUUAAACCGUCCUUCUGCUUUUGACGAUGGCUAUACUCUGGUACAUCUAGCUAUCCGCUUUCAGAGACAAGACAUGUUAGCCAUUCUCCUGACAGAGGUCUCUCAGCAAGCUGCCAAGUGUAUCCCUGCCAUGGUGUGUCCAGAGCUGACAGAGCAAAUACGCCGAGAGGUUGCUGCCUCCCUGCACCAGCGCAAGGGUGACUUCGCCUGUUACUUUCUCACAGAUCUCGUCACCUUCACCUUACCAGCAGAUAUCGAGGACCUUCCCCCUACAGUUCAGGAGAAGCUGUUUGAUGAAGUGCUAGACCGAGAUGUGCAGAAAGAGCUAGAGGAAGAAUCUCCAAUUAUAAACUGGUCAUUGGAGCUGGGGACUCGACUGGAUAGCAGACUGUAUGCCCUUUGGAAUCGAACAGCAGGAGACUGCCUCCUCGAUUCAGUACUACAGGCCACUUGGGGCAUUUAUGAUAAAGAUUCCGUUUUACGGAAAGCACUUCAUGAUAGUCUCCAUGAUUGUUCACACUGGUUCUACACGCGCUGGAAAGAGUGGGAGUCUUGGUAUUCUCAGAGCUUUGGAUUGCACUUCUCUCUGCGGGAAGAGCAGUGGCAGGAGGACUGGGCUUUCAUUCUGUCCCUGGCUAGUCAGCCUGGAGCAAGUUUGGAGCAGACUCAUAUUUUUGUUCUUGCACACAUUCUUCGUAGACCAAUCAUAGUUUAUGGAGUAAAGUAUUAUAAGAGUUUUCGUGGUGAAACAUUAGGUUUCACACGUUUUCAAGGCGUUUAUUUGCCUUUGCUGUGGGAACAGAGCUUUUGCUGGAAAAGUCCCAUUGCUCUUGGUUACACAAGGGGCCAUUUUUCUGCACUGGUGGCAAUGGAGAAUGACGGCUAUGACAAUCGAGGCGCGGGCGCCAACCUCAAUACAGACGACGACGUCACUGUUACCUUCUUACCAUUAGUCGACAGUGAGAGGAAGCUACUGCACAUACACUUUUUAUCUGCACAAGAGAUCGGCAACGAGGAGCAACAAGAGAAGCUGUUGCGGGAGUGGCUUGACUGCUGCGUGACGGAGGGGGGCGUGUUGGUCGCCCUGCAGAAGAGCUCGCGGCGGAGAAACCACCCACUGGUCACGCAGAUGGUGGAGAAAUGGCUGGAUCGCUACCGGCAGAUCCGGCCCUGUGCCUCCCUCUCGGAUGGGGAAGAGGACGAGGAGGAGGAUGAUGAGUGAGGGAGGGAGCGCAGGAGACCAGAUUAGCAUCGCAACUGCAGUGCAGCCUCAUCCAUGUCAUGUGGAUUUCCAUGCGCUCUGUUGUGGGGCAGCCCUUUCCCAGAAAGGGACGAGCAAGCAGCCCUCUAGAAGUACUCGAAAGAAGAGCUGUUGCCGCAAGAGUAUAAAACACCUAAAAGAAAAAAUAGCAGAUGCGUCCUGAAAAUAUGAAAAAUGUUUGACUGACACCUCUACUUUGCUGCAAAAUAGAAAAUGGUUGGAUUGAAAUUAAUACAAAAGAAUUCUAGUUUACUGAAAUGCUAUAUUGAACUUUAAUUUUUUCCAAAUGUAAAUCUUUAUCCAUAAAUGUAAUGCAUGUGGUUGUCUGAGAAAUUCUGUUAAUAGGAAAAUACCAGCAACAAAAAGGAAACUUUAUAUUGGUUUAAUAUGGGCACUUAAAGCACAUUUUUAAAGUGGCGUUUAUUCAGUCUAGAUUUCUUUUUAAGUCUCCCCCUAUUUUUAGUUGAACACGUUUUCAUUUGGCUUUCUUGUGUGUGAUAGAAGCCAGUGUUGCCCAUCUGGAUCACGUUACAGGCUCUACCUGGGCCAGGUUCUCCAUCUUCAGGAACUUCUGUUAUGGACACUCUACCUUCACAUCACUGCAUAACACAUCUAUUUACCUGCCAGACUAGAAUAGAAGGAUUUUUUUUGUUCAAAUCUAAACCUCUAUCCCCUUUUGACACAGCUACAUCCGCUUAGGGAUAAAGACUUUUUUUUUCCUGAUUGUUUACCCUUGACAGGCCUGAAGAUUUUAAAAAAUAUUUAUUUGUCAAGAGAUUGCAGAGUGCAGAGGAGGUACUAUAUUCUCCCUCGGAUUCAGUUUUGAUUUUUUUGUGGUUUUGUUGAUUGUUUAUUCAAUCUUGAUGAAGAAUUUUGUUGCACAAAAUACAUAUUCUUGCUGUGAGAAAAAUCUGUACAAGUUUACUUUAGUUAUUCAUGUGUGAUGAGUACCUCAUUUUGAUGUUACAACCUUGGUGCUUAUUUUUGGGGAGGGGAAGAAGUCACCAAACACAUUCAACAUUAUGAAAUUAAUGCAUUAACAUUAAAUUAGAAUCACUUUCAUUUCCUGUCCUGUUUUAAUAUUUUCCAUUUUCCUUUCUGAAUAAGUAAUUCAUCUUUCAUCUUGUAAUAUUUGCCAUUUGUUCUUUUUUAGUAAUGUUUUACUAAUCUUUAUCUUCACAGAUGAAACUGCAAACCAAAGCAUAACACUAUCUGGUUGGAUAACAUUGGUUUAAUAGCCAUGAGUAAACGUACUGUAUAUGCACUGUUUUGGUGUAAUCUUCAAAGACCUACACAGCUGAAGUAAUUUUGUAUGCUGCUUUGUAUUUACCUUAUUAAUGCAAAAUAAGAAAUUCUUAGUUUAGUACUGAAUGAAGAUGACAUGAACCUGAGUUAUAAAAACCCUUUAUAAACUAUUAAGGUAAGUAUAGUUUCAAAAUGCUAUUUAAAAUUAAAAUAUUAAACAUGUAAAAUGUCAGGAGCUGCUUUGCCAAAAACGGUAUAUUUUUUUGGAAAGAUGUUUUGGAAGAAUGGGGGCUUAAAUAUCACAGGACCAUGUUGUCUGACUUUUACGUCACGAGUGAUUUUAUUUUUUGUUUGUUGUUGCAACCAGUUGUAUGUAUACAUGUGGUUUUGAUAAUAUGAGCUGCGGAUAAGCAGAACAAAAAAAAGUUCCCAGUUUCAAAGUCUUAGGCUGGGAUUUGUUUGAAUAUCCGGAAUAGAGAAGGGCAGCAGAGAGUUGAGAUUUCUUAGCUAUUUGUAGACGUGCAGAAGAAUUCAAGAUUCCUCUGCUAAUGCACCACAAGUUUAAAGCUGCUCAGUGGAAGUAAAUAUGAACAAGAUACAGAACACCAGUCCAGCCAGUUACGUGCACAGAGGACUGGUUAACAACCGGACCAGCGAGCGUGUUUUGGCGUGGAAUAAAAUGAAGUUAGCUGUCGCAAGAACAGUACCUUUAGGGCAGGCAAUGUGAUUACUCCAGGAGCGCCCAAGACUUACUCUCCAUUGUAAUUACCGAAUUUCAAGCGUGACUAGAAUCCUUACACUUUCGGGCAAAUUAAUUUUUGAAUUGAUAAAACUAGUGGAUAUUAACUUUAAUUCAUAGUUCUGAUUGUGCACAAGGAAAUUUAGUUUACUACAGAGCCUGGCAAGCGAAUCUCGUAACGACUGGGGUUUCAUUCUUCGAGCUUUUCGUAAUGCAUCAUAUUUUUUCUGAUGGAGAUUUAACAGACCCCCCUCCUACCCCACUUUUGUGUUUUUUUUUCCUAGCAGACUUGGCUUCAUGUUCCACUUAUUUUCUGAUGCAAUCCCAUUGCAACGAAACAAUAAACUCGUAACAGCUUGAACACCUGA